CACACUGUCUCAGAUGUCUGUUCAAUCGAGUUACGGUCGUCUUCGGUGUGCGGGCCAGGUACGGUACGGUAGUGUACAGAGACGUGUCCGUCCGAACGGUAAGCAACUCGGGGGGGACCUUCGCCGGCGAUGUACUGUACGGGUAAAGUCGCCUACCAGGAUGGGGGACGGUAUCAUAGGCAGACAGCGGGAGCACCGUUCAUCGAAAUCUCCAAGCGCCCGGAGCGGUAAAAGUACUUGUGCUGCGGGCGGCUCGAGGUGGAGAGGAUUUCCCGGUAGGGUUACGCCCGCCCGCCUGCCCCCCCUGCCAGCACUAAGCAUGACUUGAUCGUUUUGCUAACGGGUUCUCAAUGAAUCCGGCAGGCGCAUUGGCCGAUUUAUCCGUUGGAAUGCUGCAUGACACGAGGUAUCCCGGAUUGUCACGAGAUGAUGGGAAGGGGCAUUUAAACUACCGUAUCGUAAGCGAGGAACCCCAAGUUUCAAAGCUGAGGGAGUGGGCUUUCUGGGGACUAUCUCCCUCAGGAAACUCUGGAGGCAUCUGAUAUUCACCCCUUGGGGCUCCCCCCCCCCUCUCACCGUUCGAGAGUAAGAAGGUGCUGGAAAUUUGAAAAUCGUAACGACCGAUGAUGGGGAAAAUUCCGCUUCAUCGUGAUGGUAGUAUUGGCCCCCCGCUCUCAG
This is a messenger RNA of Tuber aestivum (summer truffle), 678 nucleotides long. The record is from the annotation of a GenBank genome assembly. Lineage: Eukaryota; Fungi; Ascomycota; Pezizomycetes; Pezizales; Tuberaceae.